Chroicocephalus ridibundus (black-headed gull) is the source of this 723-nucleotide messenger RNA. RefSeq names its product olfactory receptor 14C36-like. Gene Ontology annotation, molecular function: olfactory receptor activity; odorant binding. The record is from RefSeq and is a predicted model, not a curated record. The annotation marks the transcript as partial. Gene Ontology annotation, cellular component: membrane. Gene Ontology annotation, biological process: G protein-coupled receptor signaling pathway. NCBI's taxonomy places the organism in Eukaryota, Metazoa, Chordata, Aves, Charadriiformes, Laridae. The transcript is spliced from 4 exons.
CUGCACUACGGGACCCUCCUGGGCAGCAGAGCUUGUGUCCACAUGGCAGCAGCUGCCUGGGGCAGUGGGUUUCUCAAUGCUCUCCUGCACACGGCCAAUACAUUUUCCCUACCCCUCUGCCAGGGCAAUGCCCUGGAUCAGUUCUUCUGUGAAAUCCCCCAGAUCCUCAAGCUCUCCUGCACAGACUACUACUUCAGGGAAGCUGGGCUUCUUGUGGUUAGUGUCUGUUUAGGCUUUGGAUGUUUUAUUUUCAUUGUGCUGUCCUAUGUGCAGACCUUCAGGGCUGUGCUGAGGAUCCCCUCUGAGCAGGGACGGCACAAAGCCUUUUCCACGUGCCUCCCUCAUCUGUCUGUCAUCUCCCUGUUUCUCAGCAGUGUCAUGUUUGCCUACCUCAAGCCCCCCUCCAUCUCCUCCCCAGCUCUAGACCUGGUGGUGGCAGUCCUGUACUCAGUGGUGCCUCCAGUAUCACAUCAAGAAGCUGCCAGUAUCAUGGCAGUCCCCAGCGAGACCCAGGCUCGUACAGCCAGACGCUUCCCUGGGAUCCUUCAGAAAGACUAUACCCUCUUCCUCAUCCUGACUACUGUGGAUUGUCUUGGUCUGGAGUCUUCCCAAGGCCCCUUCCAGGAUGAGAGACUGUGCAUUUCUUUCCGCCAUGGGUCUUCCCUUCAUGAUGAGGGGGAGAGCGCUCACGUUGCCCAUGACCACAGAAGUAAGCAAACAUAA